AUGAAAAGUUGUUAUCAUGAGAUUAAAGAGAGCAAGACACUCAAAAGAACAUCAAAAGUUACAAAUUCUUUAGAUUUAAUUUCUACCUGUCGUUAUAAAACUUUGUUAAAUAAAGCUUCGCUUUUCCAAGACUGUGGAAAAGUUUGUUGUUUAUUGCAUUUUAAUGCAAGAGCGAUAACUUCUCCUGGUUGGGAAAUGAAGGAUAAUUUAUAG
Messenger RNA from Clunio marinus, 213 nucleotides. Lineage: Eukaryota; Metazoa; Arthropoda; Insecta; Diptera; Chironomidae. The record is from the annotation of a GenBank genome assembly.